Messenger RNA from Folsomia candida, 685 nucleotides. RefSeq names its product larval cuticle protein A2B. The transcript has 5 exons. Bases 136 to 528 code for a protein of 130 amino acids. Gene Ontology annotation, cellular component: extracellular matrix. NCBI's taxonomy places the organism in Eukaryota, Metazoa, Arthropoda, Collembola, Entomobryomorpha, Isotomidae. The record is from RefSeq and is a predicted model, not a curated record.
AUCUUGAUGUUAAAUUUCACGUCUAAAAAAACUAAAGUCCAAGUAUAAAAAGCUCUCAUGCUCUUCAAAUUGUUAUCAGUACUCUUCCACUAGCUUCAGCUUCACAAAAACUAUUACAAAUCCCCCACAUUCAUCAUGAUCAAGAUCGCCGUCUUCUUGGCCCUGUGCGGUAUGGUUUCUGCUGGAGCCAUCGGAUAUAGCGCAGUCGUUCAACCAGAGCCUUAUGACCCACACCCCCAGUACAACUACGGAUACUCUGUUGCCGAUGGUUUGACCGGAGACCAGAAAUCUGCCCAAGAAAGCCGAGACGGUGACCUCGUCCAAGGCCAAUACUCUCUCGUCGAACCUGAUGGCGCAGUCCGAACUGUCACCUACACCGCUGAUGGAAUCAACGGAUUCAACGCUGUGGUUUCCCGAACUGCUCCAGUUGCCCCCGUUGUCGCCAAGGUCGCCGUUGCAGCUCCAGUUUACGCUGCUCGUGGUUAUGCCGCACCAGCCUACGUUGGCGGAGCUUAUGCUCAUUAUUAAAAUACUCUGAUGACUUUUAAGUUGUACUAAAUUAUUAUUUCUUAUAUCAGACGCAUGGUGUACAUUUCUGUAUUCAAUCUACUUGAAUUUUGAGUGAAUUUUGUAUGAGAAUUGUUUGUGAAAUUGUUGAAUUAUAAUAAAUAUGAAACCUACUGAA